AUGUUCGCUAAACGACCGAGAUCGAAAACCCAAUCGGAGACAGCGUUAGACCUACAAGGUUUCACAGGUGAUGGUAUCCAGUUCAACAAGAAACGCAAAACCACAGGGUCUAACGCAAAUCUCGAAGAAGAUAAUGCUGAUAUAGAUUCCGAUGAAGAAGCUUUGUACUUUGAACAAUCCCAGCUUAUGGCUGCAAACAAUACAGUCCCGAGGGGGAAUGAGCCCGCAGACUACGGAACGAUCGAAUUGAUACGACUCGAAAACUUUAUGUGUCAUCCCUGCUUGGAGAUGAAAUUUGGACCCUUCAUGAACUUUGUCGUGGGUCAGAACGGAAGUGGGAAAAGUGCCGUUCUCACGGCUCUUACUCUCUGCCUUGGGGCGAAAGCGGCCGUAACUAACCGGGGGGGCAAUGUCAAGAGCUUUAUCAAAGAGGGUGAACACAUGGCUGUUGUCGAGGUUCACCUUCGGAACCGUGGAGACGGGUUUAGAAAAGACGUUUAUGGUGAAACUAUCAUUAUACAACGUACAUUUAAUCGUGAUGGCGUUACUUCCUACAAAAUCAAGGCAAAGUCUGGUAAGGUCGUAUCCACAGCCAAGAAGGAGCUCUCGGACAUCAUCGACUAUAUGUCUUUGCAGGUCGAUAACCCAAUGACUGUUCUAUCCCAAGAUCUCGCAAGGCAGUUCUUGAGCAAUUCUACCGACGAAGACAAAUAUAAAUUCUUCAUGAAAGGCGUCCAACUCGAUGAUCUCUAUGCUCUUUACCAAGCCCUUAAGUCACAGCAAGCACAAAUCGAUGGUGUCUUAGAAAGUAAGGCUGAGGAUAUAAGGGAGUUAAAGGAAGAUAAAGAAGCGGCCGAGAAGAAGUUCAAGCUUGUGCAACAAACAGACGACCUGCGUAAUAAUGUUAACAAAUUGCUAUUAACGCAUGCAUGGGCACAGGUUUCUGAAUCAAAAUUGUGUCUCGAGACAGCAAAUAAGAAGCUCUCCGAUAGCCAACGCACGAAAGAGGAAUUAAACAUGGAGCUUGAGAAUGCGAACAUUACCGUUAAGACCUGGGAUCAAAAGGUUUCGCAAGCGCUUGAAGCGGUGGAGAACUCAUCCGAUUCAAUAAAUCCCCUCAAAGACGAGAAGAAGGAGUUGGAAGGCCGCCUGCUAAGUAAUCGCAAAAGUUUUGAGCAAAUUCAGUUGGAGGAACGAUCUAUUUACGAUCAACUGAAAACAGCCAAAAGAAAUUUAGAGAAGGCGCAGCAUGAUGUCGACACAGAAAAACAAAGAUUAGCUGACGCAGAUAACGGCAAACUGACCAGUCUAGUCGAGGAGAAGGGACGUCUUUUGGAGGAAAGGGGGAGGCUUGAACUUGAAAUUAAUGACCUAAAUGAGAAUAUCACUGUUGAGCAGAAUACCAACCGUGAAAACAAAGCGAAGCUCGAUGAACUUCGUGAUAAGGUCCAGAAAAAGGAGGCUAGCGUUAGCGGCGCUAAAGAUGCAUUGAAGCAGCUGACAUCCAGUCACUCUGGAAACCUCAAUCUAUACGGACAAAACAUACCUAAGCUCCUUGAGGCUAUUGGUAGCACUUCAUGGAGAGCUGAGAAGCCUAUUGGCCCGAUUGGGCUGUUUGUUAAACUAAAAGAUAAAAGAUGGUCGUCUAUAGUUGAACGCCAAUUAGGGCGGGUGUUGACUGGCUUUAUCACCUCAAGCCUUGAAGAUAAAGACCGCCUGAUGGGUCUUACGCGGGAAUAUAAGUGUGCCAACACCGUAUAUUAUACAAGCCGGGCUUCUUUCCAGUUAAAGGAACCUUCAUCCGAAUACCUUACAGUCCUAAGGGCAUUAGAGGUGAUCGACAAUGAGGAGGUAAAAAAAACCCUCGUAAUGAUUAACCAGGUUGAGCAAACUAUUCUUGUUGAGGAUCACAUGGAAGGGAGGAGGAUUAUGGAAAAAUCUCCCGAAAAUGUUAGGUUCUGCUAUUCAAUCAACAAGAAUAAACGAGGGAAUGGCUUCAAUAUCAAAAUGGGUCAAGGUUCUGGAGGGGUAGAUCCCAUCAUUGGAUGGACCCAGGCACCUCGGAUGGCAACCAGCGUUGAGGAACAAAUCAAGUUUGCAGAAGCAAGCAUUGCUGUGAAAGAUUCGGAACUAGUUGAAGCCCGUAGCAAAUAUACGGAGCUAAAAGAUGCGAUAUCUGCUUAUCAGGAUAGCUUUAUUGAGCGUAGAAAUCACAAGCAAAGAAACAAAACCGAAAUCCAGAGAAUCGACGACCAGAUUGAGGAUAUAACACAAAAACUAGAGCAGGACAACAGCAAUACAGAACUUAUUCGUCUGGAAGCGGCUGUCGAGACUCAAAAACACGCCUACGGGAUUUCCAUAGGACAGCACAAUGACAACUUAGCCGAAAAACAACGACUUUCUAGAAUACAAACUGGGCUUGACGUCGAGAUGAAAGAUCUUAGCGCAAAGAUUGAUGAGUUUGAAACUCAUGCUGAUAGCCUCCAAAACAUUCAUACCCGUGCUAUCCAGCGAAAAGAGGUGUCAGUUCUUAAAAGCGCUGAGAUACUUCGAAAAAUUGAAAUUCAAGACGCAGAAAUAUCAGAGCUGUCGAACUCAGCGGAGAAAGCGGAAGAACACCUAGGAGGCCAAAUAGUGGAAGCGCAAAAAGUUGGAGCUGAAGUUAGACUUGGCGCAGAUGAUACGACCAAAAAAAUUGAGACUCGACUGAACCAAUUAGAGGCAGAAAUUCGAAAAAAGGACGCCAGGAUCGGGGCUUCAACUGAAAGUAUCGCGAAGGAUUACAGGAAGAAGACUGAAAAAUAUAAGGCGGCAAGGGAAGAAGUGACCGACUUGGAGAAGGUCCACCAAGCUUUGCAACAAACAUUUGAGGAACGUAUGGAACGAUGGGGCUAUUUCCGAAAAUACAUCAGUGUUCAAUCAAGGUAUCAGUUUCGCUUCCUGAUGAGCGAAAGAGAAUUCGAUGGGAAACUCGCAUUCGACCAUAAGAAAGGUAUCCUUCAGCUAAGAGUCCAACCCAGCCAGCAGGCGACAGAUACCCAACGUAAUACCAAGACACUCUCCGGUGGAGAAAAGUCCUUCUCACAAAUAUGUUUACUCUUGGCGCUAUGGGAAGCUAUGGGUUCGCCGUUCCGUUGCCUGGACGAGUUUGAUGUUUUUAUGGAUGCGAUCAAGGCGGCUCGCAACUCAGUCGGGAAGCAGUUUAUUCUCAUCACGCCCCAGGACGUUAGUACUAAGGGGAUAGAUGAAACUGCAGAUGUUCGAAUAGUGAGAAUGCCUGAUCCUCAGCGUAACCAAACGCGGAUCCAAGUUCGGCGCUAG
Orbilia oligospora ATCC 24927 is the source of this 3321-nucleotide messenger RNA. RefSeq lists its product as uncharacterized. Gene Ontology annotation, biological process: double-strand break repair via homologous recombination. The record is from RefSeq and is a predicted model, not a curated record. Bases 1 to 3321 code for a protein of 1106 amino acids. Gene Ontology annotation, molecular function: single-stranded DNA binding; damaged DNA binding. Lineage: Eukaryota; Fungi; Ascomycota; Orbiliomycetes; Orbiliales; Orbiliaceae. Gene Ontology annotation, cellular component: nucleus; Smc5-Smc6 complex; site of double-strand break. The transcript has 16 exons.